Lotus japonicus is the source of this 1805-nucleotide messenger RNA. RefSeq names its product palmitoyl-monogalactosyldiacylglycerol delta-7 desaturase, chloroplastic. Gene Ontology annotation, biological process: lipid metabolic process. Gene Ontology annotation, molecular function: oxidoreductase activity, acting on paired donors, with oxidation of a pair of donors resulting in the reduction of molecular oxygen to two molecules of water. Gene Ontology annotation, cellular component: endoplasmic reticulum membrane. The transcript is spliced from 5 exons. NCBI's taxonomy places the organism in Eukaryota, Viridiplantae, Streptophyta, Magnoliopsida, Fabales, Fabaceae. Bases 400 to 1560 code for a protein of 386 amino acids. The record is from RefSeq and is a predicted model, not a curated record.
CCAAGUGUUUAGCAUUAAGGCGAAGCGUGCCUUUUGAGCCGAUAUCUUUUCUUGAAUUAUCUCAUGACUGAAAGUAUUUGAACCUCAUGUUGCAAAUCUAACCAAAGUCAUCCAUAGGCCACACUUCUUGUGCACAUCAUCUUAUCCUCUCAGUCUCUUUCUCUCUCAACUUGCCUUAACUUUAGCCCUCAUUUUUUUCAAACCUCAAUUUCCCAAACGACGACCACCGCAAGUACUUGCACACAUCACAAUCAAACCCAACACAAACUACAUAAAAACCCAAACCCAAAAUCAACCCAUCACCUUUAACUUCAAAGCUCCCAUUUGCACCCUCCACAGGACUUCACCUUGUACAUAGGAAAAGAAAAAGAAGAAGAAGAAAAACUUUGCUUUCUCUGCAUGGCUCUGAUAACCUCCCAACCAAAAAAUCCCAUUCUCAAAACAUACUUCACCACCAUUCACCGUGCAAUACCACAACGAAACAGAACCGUGGUUGGUCUCGGUUCCUUCUCUAACAACACCAAUUUCAACAACAAAACUUGCAACUAUGACUCAAAACCAAUCCAAAUUUCCCUGAAAAACAACCCCUUCACCUACAAUCUACCCCUCAUAGCAAAAGCCAAUGCUGCAUUGGGAGAAGCUUUGGAGCCAGAGCAGGGGAACUCAAAGCACAGGAAGAUUUUACUCUCAGACGUGGAGGUGAAGAGAGAAAGGAGACUGUUCUUCGGUAGAAAAUGGAACUCGCUGGAUAUUGGAACCGCUGCCAUUGUUUUUGCCAUGCACGUGCUCUGUUUGUUCGCUCCAUUCCAGUUCAAUUGGCAAGCUUUCUGGGUAGCCAUGGCGCUAUAUGUUGUGACAGGGCUUUUUGGUAUCACUCUGUCUUUUCAUAGGAAUCUUUCUCACAAGAGUUUCAACCUUCCCAAAUGGCUUGAAUAUACCUUUGCUUAUUGUGGAGUUCUUGCUCUUCAGGGGAACCCAAUUGAUUGGGUCAGCACUCAUAGGUACCAUCACCAGUUCUGUGAUUCUGAGAAAGACCCUCAUAGCCCCAUUGAAGGAUUCUGGUUUAGCCAUAUGAGUUGGCUCUUUGAUACCAAUUCUAUAGCAGAAAGGUGUGGAGAGCCAAACAAUGUUGGUGAUUUAGAGAAACAAUCCUUCUAUAGAUUUAUCCGAAGCACUUACAUUGUCCAUCCAUUUGCAUUGGGAGCUCUUCUAUAUGCCAUAGGAGGAUUUCCUUUCCUUGUUUGGGGAAUGGGAGUGAGAAUUGUUUGGGUCUACCACAUAACUUGGCUUGUAAACUCAGCUUGCCAUGUCUGGGGGGAUCAGCCCUGGAACACAAGGGACUUAUCCAGAAACAAUUGGUGGGUAGCGGUGCUUGCUUUUGGUGAGGGUUGGCACAAUAACCACCAUGCUUUUGAGUACUCUGCUAGACAUGGCCUAGAGUGGUGGCAACUAGACUUGACUUGGUACAUGGUGAGAUUUCUCCAAGCUAUUGGGUUGGCCACUGAUGUGAAGGUUCCUACUGAGAGUCAAAGGCAGAGAAUGGCAUUGAAUAAUGAAUGACUGAAUUGAAUUGCCACAUGAAACACAAUUCUUUGUUCACUGCCAAUGGUGAAAUUAAAGACCAUAAUAAUAAAUUGUUACAUAAGAAGCACUUGUGGUCUGUGGAUGACAUAAAAGUUUUGUUAGGCAAAUGUUGUUUUCAGUGUUACUUUCAGCCCUCAUGAUGGUGGAUUUGACUAUGUAUAUGGGAAUAUAAUACAGUAGAUUAGUACAGAAGUAUAUGUAUUUCUAUCAGUUUUGAUAUA